CCUCCAUGCAACACCACUCCGAACUUUUCUACAACACCCGCGGUCAUGGAGUCCUCUCCUCUGACCUUGGUAAACUACAUACUAACUCAUAAUAUAAUCCCUGGGAGGCUAAUUCUGUGUAGGCGCAUGAUCAUGCCCGAGCCGCUUCUGUCGCAACAUCCAGUUCAGACACGACGGUCGCAAUCAACCAACAUGCUUUGGCAGCAGGGGAGUUUGCGAAAGCUGCUUCGGGGAUUGGAAGCGCAGAAGCCAUGAGAACUUUACGGCUCCUAGAACACCACCAUCGGCGAUUAUCAGAACUCCUUCGUUACCCCUCCGAGAACCCCCCUACGGCCACAUCUACAGAACCCGAAGUUCAACUUCUGGCAGAGAAGCCUUUAUCUACCUCUGCCGCAGUUGCUGAGCUACGAAGCUCGAAAUCCGAUAUUGGUAAUCGCUCCUCCUCUCCAGCUAGAAAUCCACCGAGCCUACAGCACCCUAGGCGUCUUCCACCCCGCGAUUUGAGCUCUUCAAUUGCCAGCAACCUAGCCAGCGCUAGAGGCAUCCGAAAUACCAGAAUGCCCACCGUGUCGGGCAACCAAGUGCCUGGGAGUCUGGAAACACACUCUCGGCGAGAUGGGAAGCGGACAAAAAUACCAGGCAGCAUUCCUGAACAUACAACCGCUCAACCUAGUUGGGUACCACCCACCCAUAAUAACACCAAAAAGGCGGGUUCACAGACUUCGACGUCAAGAGCAACUGCUGUAGCUGAAAAUGCCGGGGCCAGCAAAAAUCCUGCCGAUGAGAAUUUCUCGCGGUUUUAUAGUACCGUUGGAAGCUUUCUUAACAAGCUCUCUGCCCCUCUUGUAUUCGCAGCAUUACCUUUGACCUCAGAGGAGGUGAAAGAGCCCGCUGAGCGGGAGCUAGCACCUGUUUCCAAAAAGAGACCAUCAAACAGCACAGACAAUUUGAGACAGGAGCCGGAUCUAUCUAAAUACAUUUCCCAAGCGGCUCUUAGAGCUACCACACGUGACGGAAAUUCUGCGAAUGACUCUUUUUAUGUGGUUCCCACUGCGGGACAUACAAUGUCCUAUGCACAAAUAUUAUCUUUUGAUCAGAAGGAAAAGCGCCGGAUGAGAGCUUCUCUGCACAGCGAGAACCCCGAAGCCUUUGCAGAUCCAUUCGAAGAGGAUGAUGAUUUUGAGGACGCAAGAGAAACGCCAAUGCCGAAUUCCACGGCUUUCCUUGCCAAAAAGCCGGCGUUUAAGAGAGCUGCCAGUAGUAAACAACUCGAAAAUAGGGUCGAGGAGUUGAACUUGGAGAACCAGAGUCUCAAAGAAGUUGUGGAUAGACUCAGCAAGCGACUUAGUGCCUUUGAGAUGGGGGCCCAGCAAAGUAGUAUGGCAUUACAGCAAAGCAUCAGAAUGAUGCGCUCCUCCAGUCCAGCAAGAGACCAGCUCGCCAAUCAAGACGACGAAGCCCUCAGACGGAAGGUCAUAGAGUUGGAGGAGCGUGUUAUGUUGGGCGCCAAAGAAGCCGAGCGGCUGUCUAGGGACAAUGAAAAGUUGAAGGCGGUCGUGUCGAAAUAUCGAGACCGCUGGGAGAAGUUGAAGGAAGGCGCGAAAACGAGACGUGAGGGUAGUAUGGCGAAGGAUGGGAAAGACACGAUGGCAAAGAAUGAUGUGGGAGCAGGUAGGUUCUUGGCUGGGUGAGGUUGGUCUAUGACUUGGUCGUAAUAGUGCUGAAACGAAAUGCAUAUUGUAUCAACGUAACUUGAUUAGGA
Messenger RNA from Hymenoscyphus albidus, 1762 nucleotides. Lineage: Eukaryota; Fungi; Ascomycota; Leotiomycetes; Helotiales; Helotiaceae. The record is from the annotation of a GenBank genome assembly.